GGGAAAUGAAGUCCGGUGGGGGCAGGGAGGCCUAUGCGCAUGACCGGAAGUGGCGCUAUUCAAGCGCGCCCCCUUUGGCGCGAGAGCCAGGCCCGCGACCGCAGUUUUCUGAGCUCACUGAAGCCGGGGGCACUCUCUCGCGCGUAUCCAGCGGCAGCUUUUUCAUGCUGUGAUGUGCUUGAGAUCCAGUCGACAGUGAGAGACCCGGCUGGAAAGGUCCGACCUUGCUCAGCAUCACAGGCUCAGACCUGGCCUGUGAGGGGAGAAGCCUGAGAGAAGAGCCCAGAGCGGGGUUGGGGCUGCAGUGAAGCGACGCUGACGCUCAGAGAACUGCUGGGAGGCGGUGGCGCGAGGUGGGACCCAGAUGCUGGAGGAAGGAGAGCCACCUUCUCCAGACCCUAUGCUUCCCCAGGAGGAAGGCACGGAAGAGGAAGGAAUGGCAGCUGGUCUCCUCACAGCUGGGCCCCAAGGAUCCACCCCUUUCAGCAGUGUGACUGUAGCUUUUACCCAGGAGGGAUGGAGGCAGUUGGUCCCUGCUCCGAGGGACAGGUUCAAGGAAGGGAUACCAGAAAAGUCCAGAAACUUGGUCCUACUGGGACUUCCAGUCUCGGAACCUGGCGUGAACGCCCAGUUGGAACAAAGGGAAAGCUCCUGGAUGCUGGAGAGAGAAGGCCUAAGGGCUGCCUGCCCAGACUGGAAGAUUGUAUCUGAAUCACCACCUGAGCAAGACAUUUCUGAAGACUCAUUCCAAGACCCAAGUGUAGACUCUGGGGAGUCAGAUCACAGGAGCAGUGAACUGGGGAAGGGCUUCAGUCUGCGACCAGUGCUUUCGCCACAGCAGAGAGUUCCUACAGAAGUGAGACCCCGUAAAUGUGAAACACACACAGAGAGCUUCAGGAAGAAUUCAGAUAUAAUUACAUCUCACAGAGCAAAGCCGUACACGUGUAAUGAAUGUGGCAAAGCCUUCAGUUACUGUUCUUCCCUUUCUCAGCAUCAGAAAAGCCACACUGGGGAGAAGCCAUACGAGUGCAAUGAAUGCGGGAAGGCCUUCAGCCAGAGCUCAUCUCUUAUUCAGCAUCAGAGGAUUCACACAGGAGAGAAACCUUAUAAAUGCAGCGAAUGUGGAAGAGCCUUCAGCCAGAAUGCAAACCUCACAAAACACCAGCGAACUCACACCGGAGAAAAGCCCUACAAAUGUAGUGAGUGUGAGAAAGCCUUCAGUGACUGUUCAGCCCUUGUUCAGCAUCAGAGAAUUCACACUGGAGAGAAGCCUUAUGAAUGCAGUGACUGUGGGAAGGCCUUCCGUCACAGUGCAAACCUUACAAACCACCAGAGGACUCACACAGGGGAGAAACCCUACAAGUGCAGCGAGUGCGGGAAGGCUUUCAGCUACUGUGCAGCAUUUAUUCAGCACCAGAGAAUCCAUACAGGGGAGAAACCCUACAAAUGCAGCGCAUGUGGGAAGGCCUUCAGCCAGAGCGCAAACCUCACAAACCAUCAGAGGACUCACACUGGAGAGAAACCCUACAAGUGCAGCGAGUGUGGGAAGGCCUUUAGCCAAAGUACAAACCUUAUAAUCCACCAAAAGACCCACACUGGGGAGAAGCCUUAUAAAUGUAAUGAAUGUGGGAAAUUCUUCAGUGAGAGUUCAGCCCUUAUUCGACAUCAUAUAAUUCACACAGGAGAAAAACCCUAUGAGUGCAAUGAGUGUGGAAAGGCAUUUAACCAGAGCUCAUCCCUUAGUCAGCAUCAGAGAAUUCACACUGGUGUGAAACCUUAUGAAUGUAGUGAGUGUGGGAAGGCCUUCAGGUGUAGCUCAGCUUUCAUUAGACAUCAGAGGCUCCAUGCUGGAGAGUAACUGGGAACAUAAUCGGGACCUGACAAGUAAUUUGAAAGAAUCUGGGGACAUCUGACUUUUAAGACUUAGCAUGGAGCCACAUGCAAAAAGCACCUUUAAUAAAGUCACUGUUUUACAUGUU
Messenger RNA from Phacochoerus africanus (Common warthog), 1979 nucleotides. RefSeq names its product zinc finger protein 79 (gene ZNF79). NCBI's taxonomy places the organism in Eukaryota, Metazoa, Chordata, Mammalia, Artiodactyla, Suidae. The coding region runs from base 365 to 1858 and encodes 497 amino acids. Gene Ontology annotation, molecular function: RNA polymerase II cis-regulatory region sequence-specific DNA binding; DNA-binding transcription activator activity, RNA polymerase II-specific. Gene Ontology annotation, biological process: regulation of transcription by RNA polymerase II. Gene Ontology annotation, cellular component: nucleus. The transcript has 5 exons. The record is from RefSeq and is a predicted model, not a curated record.